AUGCUGGAGUCUGUAAGGAACACGUUUCACGCCCAGCUGGCCACCGUCAUGGACUCCCUGCUGGCGGCGGCGGUGUGUGAGAUCGCCAAGAUCUUUGAGAGCAGUCUGUGUGAGCAGCAGGAGGAGCUGACGCAGAGAGGAGAGGAGAUCACAGGACUGAGGGGGAGGCUGGAGAGGGCAGAGAGGAGGCUGAAGAAGGAAGGAGAGGAAGAAGAAGGAGAAGGCCUAUUGGACGUGGUAGAAGGACCAGAGAGAAAAACAGGAGGAGAUGGCAGCCCUAGGCAGCAGUCUGAACCAAGAGCUGGUAAGAAAACCGGAUGUCUCAUCUGAAAAUGAUCUUAGGAACAUUUUGGUUGAAAACACCCCUAAACUACUGUCUGGUUGUCUGUCCUGCGCCGUCUGUUCAGGUUCAAGCUGGGAUUCGGAUGCGGCCUCUGAGACCCCCAAAUUGGUCCAGGACAGCGGGUGUAAGAAGCCCCCCAGGAUGAAAAAGGAGGGGACUGAGCUGGAGGGGUCCUCCAUCAAAGAAGAGGUCAGACUCACAGUCAUUCUCUAACACAAUAAGAAUGUCUGUCUUUCUCAAUGUUUUCAGUCUCAUUUAGCUGUUUUAUUACAAUUUUAUUCUGUCAAGGAGGUAGUCUCCCGAGUGGCGCAGCGGUCUAAGGCACUGCAUCGCAGUGCUAGAGGUGUCACUACAGACCCGGGUGUGAUCCCGGGCUGUAUCACAACUGGCCGUGUUCGGGAGUCCCAUAGGGCGGCGCACGAUUGGCCCAGCGUCGUCCGGGUUAGGGGAGGGAUUUGCGGCGGUAGGCCGACAUUGUAAACAAGAAUUUGUUCUUAACUAACUUGCCUAGUUAAAUAAAGGUGGAAUAAAAAUAGUAAUGCAGGUUUGAGUUGUUUUCAGUGGUUAAUUUAUUCAAAAGCUGUUCAACACUGUGCUGUGACGCUGUCCCCCACAUUAAUGUUUUAUUCUCUCCCUUCAGCUUAAACAUUGCCCUCUUCCACAGUUUGAGGAGCCCCACCCUGCCCCUGUAGAGGGGGAGGAGGAGGGCCAAGGGCCAGGGAGGAGCUCUUCUGCUGGGGUUCAGAGGCUAGGAGACCCCUUGUCUGACACAACAGGGACCAAGGUGAAGUGUAAGGAAGUUUAAUCCUUAACCAAUCAAUACACACGUUUGUGUUUUACAGUCCCUCCAGGAUUUAGCGAUUCUGCAAUAGAUACUUUUUUUGGCUAAAUCAACAACUCCUCGAAUGUUAUGCUAGGGCUUGCAAAUUUGGCCAAUCACCACACUAUUAUUGCAUGAAACAGUCAAAUCAAUAUUAACAUUACCACAUACAGUGCCUUCGGAAAGUAUUUAGACUUUUUCAAGAAAAGCAAAAACAGUAUAUAUAUGUAUUUUUUGCUACUUUAUAAAAAAUUUAAAACGGAAAUAUCACAUUUACAUAAGUAUUCAGACCCUUUACUCAGUACAUUGUUGAAGCACCUUUGGCAGCGAUUACAGCAUUGAGUCUUCUUGGGUAUGACACUACAAGCUUGGCACACCUGUAUUUGGGGAGUUUCUCCCAUUCUUCUCUACAGAUCCUCUCAAGCUCUCGGGUUGGAUGGGGAGCGUUGUUGCGCAGCAAUUUUCAGGUCUCUCCAGAGAUGUUCUAUCGGGUUCAAGUCCGGGCUCUGGCUGGGCCACUCAAGGACAUUGAGACUUGUCCCGAAGCCACUCCUGCGUUGUCUUGGCUGUGUCGUUAGGGUCGUUGUCAUGUUGGAAGGUGAACCUUCGGCCCAGUUUGAGGUCCUGAGCGCUCUGGAGCAGGUUUUCAUCAUGGAUCUCUGUACUUUGCUCCCUUCAUCUUUCCCUCGACCCUGACUAGUCUCCCAGUCCCUGCCGCUGAAAAACAUCCCCACAGCAUGAUGCUGCCACCACCAUGCUUCACCGUAGGGAUGGUGCCAGGUUUCCUCCAUAUGUGACGCUUGGCAUUCAGGUCAAAGAGUUCAAUCUUGGUUUCAUCAGACCAGACCGGGCUGUCAUGUGCCUUUUACUGAGGAGUGGUUUUCGUCUGGCCACUCUACCAUAAAGGCCUAAUUGCUGGAGUGCUGCAGAGAUGGUUGUCCUUCUGGAAGGUUCUCCCAUCUCCACAGAGGAACUCUGGAGCUCUGUCAGAGUGACCAUUGGGUUCUUGGUCACCUCCCUGACCAAGGCCCUUCUCCCCCGAUUGCUCAGUUUGGCCGUGCAGCCAGCUCUAUGAAGAGUCUUGGUUGUUCCAAACUUCUUCCAUUUAAGAAUGAUGGAGGCCACUGUGUUCUUGGGGACCUUCAAUGCUGUAGACAUUUUUUGGUACCCUUUCCCCAGGAUCUGUGCCUGGACACAAUCCUGUCUCGGAGCUCUACGGACAAUUUCUUCGACCUCAUGGCUUGGUUUUUGCACUGACAUGCACUGUCAACUGUGGGACCUUAUAUAAACAGGUGUGUGCCUUUCCAAAUCCUGUCCAAUCAAUAGACUUUAGCACAGGUGGACUCCAAUCAACUUGUAGAAACAGCUCAAGGAUGAUCAAUGGAAACAAGAUGCACCUGAGCUCAAUUUCGAGUCGCAUAGCAAAGGGUCUGAAUACUUGUGUGAAUAAGGUAUUUCUGUUUUGAAUUUUUAAGAAAUCUGCAAACAUUUCUAAAAAACUGUUUUCUCUUUGUCUUUAUGGGGUAUUGUGUGUAGAUUGCUGAGGAUUACAUCAAACACAAUUUUUUAUAAGGCUGUAAAGUAACUGUGGAAAAAGUCAAGGGGUCUGAAUACUUUCCGAAGGCACUGUAUAACUGUCCGAUCACCUCACUACAAAAAGAGGGCUUUCAAUCUUAACCAGUCACCCCACUUUUACGGCAUAAAAUGGUUCAAUAAAACAGGUCAACUUUUCCCCCGUCACCACAUUUUCGUGACAAAAUCAUUGCAAAUUGCCAUGCAAAAUGUAAGAAUUGCCACAGCAAUAUCAAGCAUUUUGGCCCACAACUAUCACAACUAAACGGAAUCCUGGUGGGACUAGGUUUAGAGGAAAUAAACGUUGUCUGUUCAUACUGUAUUUUAUACUUGUGGAAUUGUUGGAAUGUGUGUAUUGAGCUCCCUUCAUGAUGUUGUUUCUUGUUCCUAUCUCUUGGUAGUAUCCCAUUGGGAGGGAGACCCUAGACCUCUUCAGAGCCAGAGCUCCACCUCCUUCUUCCAUGGCCCCCGGGUUGGACAUUUCUCUCCCAGACCCGACCACAGGUCUCCUGGGCUUGACCCCUGGGCCAGUGGGGUUCCUCUAGAGCUUCAGGAUCCCAGCUUCCUGGACCAGAGCCCAGACCAGGUACUAGAGCAGAGAGAGCUCCGACAGUCACACGACCAAACCAACCAAUCCCAGAGAGGCCUGAGACCAAGAGACGACAGAGGGAGGGGCCUAGUUCAUCAGAACCGCUGGUCAUUGGCUGCCAAGGACCCAGUCAGACCACACCCCAACACACACGCUCACAAACACGCACAAGGUCAUGCACACACACUGGGCGGGGCGAGACCCUACACUUGCCCGUACUGCGGCAAGAGCUUCAGCUACCCAUCCCACCAGCGCAGGCACCUGCUGCGCCACACGGGGGUGAGGAUGUACCCCUGCUUGGUGUGCGACAAGAGCUUCCUGACUCCGUCAGAGCUCACGGUGCACACCCGCGUCCACACAGGGGAAAGGCCGUUCGGCUGCACCCAGUGUGGGAAGCGUUUUGCCCGUAGCGGGAACCUCCGGGCCCACCAGAGAGACGUCCACCUGGGGAAGAGACCCUUUGUCUGCCAGGAGUGCGGCAAGAGGUUCGCCCACAGGGGCAACCUGAGGGUGCACUACCAGAAGGUACACCAGGGCCUGCCAUACCAUGAGGAUGAGUACGACCAGGAUGGCAACGCUCUCCCCUCUACUGGUUAA
Coregonus sp. 'balchen' is the source of this 3921-nucleotide messenger RNA. The record is from the annotation of a GenBank genome assembly. Lineage: Eukaryota; Metazoa; Chordata; Actinopteri; Salmoniformes; Salmonidae.